Messenger RNA from Penicillium subrubescens, 417 nucleotides. RefSeq lists its product as uncharacterized. The transcript has a single exon. NCBI's taxonomy places the organism in Eukaryota, Fungi, Ascomycota, Eurotiomycetes, Eurotiales, Aspergillaceae. The record is from RefSeq and is a predicted model, not a curated record. Bases 1 to 417 code for a protein of 138 amino acids.
AUGGUUAAGCCAGCCACGGCUGCAGGGGGUGUGCAAGAGAGGCCGCAAGUGGCAGCGAAAAGACCGAACACACAGAGGCCACUGCAUGCCAAGAGAGCACCUUUGAACCCAGAUCAACAGAGUCCGUUAGAGGUUCCGAAGAUCUCACCUCGAUUACCUUUGGCGUUGGACCAGUCUGAAGCCGCCCGGCCGACGUUUUGGCCCUUGGACCGACCGUUAGCCCAUGCACCCGCUAUGGGUCCUGGAGUCUGUGCACCAAGCCCGCGACUGAGCACAGGGAGGGAGAAGAAGGAGGGAGAGCGAACAAGGAAUCCUCAUUGCAGAUGGGCUACCGCCGCGGAACGAGGCUGGGAAAGCUACCGUGUUGUCGGAGUCGAGCCUGGAAAGGAAGACUUGCGCGUUCUAGCUACGAGCUAG